This is a messenger RNA of Zygosaccharomyces rouxii, 159 nucleotides long. RefSeq lists its product as uncharacterized. The record is from RefSeq and is a predicted model, not a curated record. The transcript has a single exon. NCBI's taxonomy places the organism in Eukaryota, Fungi, Ascomycota, Saccharomycetes, Saccharomycetales, Saccharomycetaceae. The coding region runs from base 1 to 159 and encodes 52 amino acids.
AUGCUUUCCGACAUUAAUUUCAAUCCAAAAUGCAAGCUGAUUAAUAUGGGCCAUUUAAAUUUGCAUAUGAGUAAACGUAUGGAUAAGGUUAUGUUUCUAACCUCCUUGGAUUUAUCUGGGAGGAUCAAGAGAAAUCGUGAGGAAUAUAUUAUAGCUUAG